This is a messenger RNA of Cyprinodon variegatus (sheepshead minnow), 1451 nucleotides long. RefSeq names its product transmembrane emp24 domain-containing protein 1-like (gene tmed1b). The record is from RefSeq and is a predicted model, not a curated record. Gene Ontology annotation, biological process: endoplasmic reticulum to Golgi vesicle-mediated transport; Golgi organization; intracellular protein transport. Gene Ontology annotation, cellular component: COPII-coated ER to Golgi transport vesicle; Golgi apparatus; endoplasmic reticulum-Golgi intermediate compartment. Bases 53 to 769 code for a protein of 238 amino acids. Lineage: Eukaryota; Metazoa; Chordata; Actinopteri; Cyprinodontiformes; Cyprinodontidae. The transcript is spliced from 5 exons.
AAGACGGAUGCAAGGAAGAUGGCAGUAGUCAGAUAGCCCAGUGUUUGAACAAAUGUUUACCGCUAUGGAGGUUCUCCGGGUAAGAAUGAGCGGCAGAGGAGGAUUGCUCAGCCUGGCGGUAGCCUUCCUGUGCUGCGCGGGCUCCGUGCAGAGUUUUGGCCAGAGCCAAGACAGUGAGUUUACGUUUCUUCUUCCAGCCGGAAGAUCCGAGUGUUUCUAUCAGACAGCAUUAAAGAACGGUACGAUGGAGGUCGAAUAUCAGGUGAUAGCAGGUGCAGGUAUGGAUGUAGACUUCACCAUCCUCUCCCCUAAAGGAGUCCAGCUGAUAAUGGAGUCUCGCCGAUCCGAUGGAGUCCACGUGGUGGAGCCCAUGGAGGAGGGAGACUACGAGAUCUGCUUCGACAACAGCUUUAGCCGCUUCUCUGAGAAGAUGGUUUUCUUUGAGAUCAUCAUCGAAGGACAAGGAGGGGAUGUGGGAGGGGAUGACGAGUUCCCGGGUUUGGAGGAGCCUGAUGGCAGCCUGCUCGAGUACAAGCUGGAGGACAUCAAGGAGUCCAUGGACUCUUUGCACAAACGUUUGGAGCGCAGCCGGCAGAUGCAGAUGGUUUUACGAGCAUUCGAGGCGCGGGACCGGAACCUUCUGGAGGAUAAUCUCUGGAGGGUCUCGUUCUGGUCAUGUGCCAGUGUGCUGGUGAUGCUUUGUGUGGCCUUAACCCAGGUCUACACUGUUCGCAAAUUGUUUGAUGAUAAGCGGAGGGUCUGCACGUAGAGGAAAGAUCGACCGCCGAUGGAUUAGGAAGUGAAUAGACUGUGAGCAAUAAUGAUAUUUCAUUAAAUCACAAAGCAUAACCAGAGGGUAAAGAGGUAUGACAAAGCGGAAGUAAGUUAAGUCAUUUCAUGUAGUGCCUUUAAUGUCACGCCUGGCCACAAACGGGUAAGGAAAUGCUUUUCAAAGUGUAAAAUCAGUCUCUGAAACUGGGUGAAGGUUUUGGGAUUUUCUGUAAAGGUGUCAUAACUGUCAGUAAAGGUAGAAGGUACACCCUGGUUGCUGGUUCAGGGGCAAACGAUGUGCAAUGACCCUGACGCUGUAGUUGCAUUAAUAUUGUAGUUGUUCUCAGAGAUAAUUCAGGAGUUUUUUUUAAAAGGGUACUCAUUAUUUUUUAUGUGCCAAAAGAACUGUCUUUUUUUUUUUUCAUCUUUUAGUGAAUGAGGGAAGAUUUCACAAACUGACUGCCAAUAAUGUUCACCUGUCCAAUCUUUCAUGUUACACGUCUAAUUAGUGUAAUUAUGCCGUUUGUCUUUUAAGCUUCCAUCCUGUUUUUUCUUACAUAUAAUAAAAAAAUGCCAAUUUAAAAAAUGUAGCCAAAUAUUGACUCUACGUUUCCUUCCAUGUUUAAAAUGUAACAAAUAAGCUUUUACUUAGAGAUUUGUGACAAUAAAUGCAUUGUUUU